AUCUCGCUGCAUCAAAAGGGGGAGGGAGGGAGGGGGGGAGGGAGACUCAGAGAGGGGGAGAGAGGAGACUGAGAGAUGGCGGGUCUGUUGGCGUGGGCGGCGGACGUGGUGGGCGGGAGCGGGCAGGGCGAGGAGGAGGAGGAGCGGCUGCCGGUGGUGUUCACGCCGGAGCAGCAGCAGUACGCGCUGGAGCUGGACCAGAAGGCGGCCUCCCUGAGGAGAUCGAUCCAGGAUCUGCGGAUCCGGAUCCCUCCCGCACACAUCUCCCAGCGCCUCCCCCACCUCCACGCCCACACCCUCGCCUCCAACGCCGCCCUCGCCCUCCAACUCAACGCCCACUCCGCCACCCGAGAACAAGCACAAUUAAGAGAGGUCACUCUGCAAGAAGAAAAUGCUGCAUAUGAAAAGGCUAUAUCAAACUGCCAGAAGAAAAUUCAGGAGAAGUUGCAUGAGGCUGACCUACUUCAGAGUAAACUGAGGGAAAUGGACCUAAUCGAGAAGGAUUUAAAGACUGAUCUGGAAAGGGCACUUGCUGCAAAGGAAUUUAAUCAACAUGAAGUAUCGAUUGCUAAUUCCAAUAGUACAGAAAAUUUACAUUUGGAGAAAGGAUCAUCAAACAGUGUCAAAUUAGAAGAAUUAGAGGAGAAGAAAAGAGAGUUGAGUUCAAUGGAAGAAAUGGUCCAUAGAUUGGAGAAUGAGUGGUCACUAGUUCAACAAGAGUCAAUCAAGAAGCCUUCACCAGCUCAAAGGGAGAAGCUAUUGGAGAAGCAGCUCCAUAGCCUUAUUGAACAAUUGACAGCAAAGCAAGCACAAGCGGAAGGCCUGGUCGCUGAGAUACGUGACAAAGAAAAGGAAUUAGAGAGAUUGAAUGUAUUACGGAGAAAUCUUGACAGUGGAAGCUUGGAUGUGAAUACUACGAGGAACCGGUUUGGACGAGGCUUUGCGAGAUCUGGAACUUCUGCAGAUUAUACCAUCGAGGCCCACCGGAGACCUUUCCAAACUGCAGGCAGGAUAGAAAGCCAGCAGAAGUUAAUGCUUCUAAGGUCUGCUUUUGUUCUGUAUAUUCUAGCCCUUCAUGUGAUUGUUUUCAUAAAGAUCUCCUUUUGAGUUGAAGUUUGCUUCGAUGAUUGAUUUUUCUUUUCCAUGUCAUACUAUGACUUAUCGUAAUUGUGUAUGAUAUCAGUUUUUUGUUUCAGUUCAUAUUACCCA
Elaeis guineensis (African oil palm) is the source of this 1209-nucleotide messenger RNA. RefSeq lists its product as uncharacterized. NCBI's taxonomy places the organism in Eukaryota, Viridiplantae, Streptophyta, Magnoliopsida, Arecales, Arecaceae. The record is from RefSeq and is a predicted model, not a curated record.